Messenger RNA from Saccharomycodes ludwigii, 1986 nucleotides. RefSeq lists its product as uncharacterized. Bases 1 to 1986 code for a protein of 661 amino acids. The record is from RefSeq and is a predicted model, not a curated record. Gene Ontology annotation, biological process: regulation of lipid storage. Lineage: Eukaryota; Fungi; Ascomycota; Saccharomycetes; Saccharomycodales; Saccharomycodaceae. The transcript has a single exon. Gene Ontology annotation, cellular component: endoplasmic reticulum.
AUGAGCGAAACAACAAAUAAAGUUCCAAAUGUUUCUGAAACUGAACCAUUAAUUUCUCCUCAAAAAAAUACCCCGGAUUAUGACGCUAAACAUUCCUUACCCAGUAGUACUUCAUCACCGAGUCAUCAUCAAAAUGGAGAUAAAGCUCCUUCUGCAAAAGUUGCAAAUAGCGUUCCUUCCCAUGACAAUAUUGCUGCUGAUAGCAUUGAGAAUCAUGUAACUAAUGGUAAAAAAACAAUACCUGGUUCUUAUGCGUCACCUACAGUAAACCAUAGACAAUAUGACUCAGUGGAAACAAAUGAUACUACUUUCCCACAUGGUAUUCACAACGGCGAAGAUGUUGAAAACGAUGAGGAUAACAAUUCACAUUUUUGUAAAACUCUAAAUUAUACAAAAUUCAAUCACAACUCAAAGUAUUUAUUAAAUUUGUUAUUAUUUAUUAAUACCAUCUGGCUAUUUUUUAUAUUUGUAUCUGACUAUUUUUUUGAUAUUAAUUUACUUUUUAGAUAUUCCAAUAGAAUAACCGGGUUUACCGACCUAAACUUAAUUUUUAUUUCAAUUAUUUCCAAUUUUUUGUCACUAUGGUUUAAUCAUUUGGAGUAUUACUCACCCAUCGAUCAGUAUCUAAAUUUUAUCAAUAGUGGUAUUAUUUUAUUAAAUUUUUUCCUUUUUUUGAUUAUUGGAUAUAAUAGAGAAAGAUUAGGUUUAAUUGGUAAGGCCACUUUUAUCUGGGCCUUUAUUUCCUUUUUCCUCAGUGGUAUCAUUGAUUAUAAAAUGGAAUUUUAUAUAAAACCAUUGCUUUCCUAUAACGAGGAACUGAGCACGGGUGGAACUUUUACCAAUACCAGUACUGGGCUGCCAAAUACCACGAACAAAGUGCCUGGGAUGAGACAUACAUUAAGUGAAUGGAUCUCAAUUGGUUUUAGAAACACCAUCAAGUUUAUAAUUUUGCUGUAUUUAACCUUGUUUACGCUCAAUUCCUUUUUGUACACAAUUGAUAUACAACGUACAGUUAAUAAACAACACAAAGGUAGUAUUGAUACUAGCACUGCUUCUAGGGUUUUCCAAGAUGGGUUUUAUUGGACUGACACGGACAAUAGCACGUUUAAAUUACAUGUAAGUUGUUACGGCGACUUAGCUGCGCAGGAUGAUAAUAGUGCAGAACCCUUGGUAAUUUUUGAACAUGGCUCUCAAGAUACAUCGUAUAUUUCAGGUGCAUGGAUUAAAGAGUUAUACAAUUUUUCUAAAUUGGGCAAAUAUUGUGUUUAUGAUAGGCCAGGUUUCGGUACUUCAGACAGUUGUACUGCACCAACCUCUAUAUCAAUGGUUGCCGAUGGUAUUAAAAAAAUCAUAUUGCAAGAUUUCCAAUACAACAAUGGGGAGAUUGUUGUUGUUGGGUACGAUAUCGGUGGGUUAUACGCACAGGUUUUAUGUUCUAAAUUUGGAUCGAGUAAGUGCACCAAACUAAUGUUGGUUGACUCCUGGCACGAGGAUAUUUUGACUAUCCAAACAUGGCUACCGCAUAAUAGUGAGAAUUCUGGGCUAGAUAAGUAUACUAGAUGCAUAAUUGGGAAGUGGAAUGUUUUAAAGUUAUGGUUAUAUGGCUGCUUUGAAUCUUCACUUGGGUUUUCACUUUUAAGGAGUUUAGUCUUCCAUAGAAGAGGGUCAAUUGAUCGUAUUUCUGGUGAUUACAUGGUUUAUCAGGGUAAGUAUUUGAGAAGUAGAUUCUUAGAAAGUUUAACCAGUGGAAUUUUAAGCUACAAAGAAGUCGUGCAGAAUAAGGAAAAUUUGAAAAAUAUUGAGGUCAGUGUUGUUAGUAGUAAAGAAAUGAUUAGUAAAAAUGUACAAUGGGGUGACUGGCAAAGGGAUUUAACUCAAAUAUCGAAGCAAACCAAAGAAUGGGAGAUAAUUGAGGCCGGCCAUCAAGUUUUCAAUGGCGGGAAAAAAAAAUUACAAGACGUUUUAAUAAGAUUGAUUGAAGAAUGA